CGUUGUUAUUGUUGCUGCUGGGGGACCGUUGUGUUGUGAAAAUGGCGACGCCUCGUCGCUGCUCCCAGCAGCAGCAGCAGCAGCCGUGCUCCCUGCUGUCCUCGCCUCCCCGCAGUGCUUCUACCCUCCUCAGCCCGCCGGGCUCUCCGUCUGCACCUGCCGAAGAUGCGGCCGGCAGGCCUCCCCUUGGAGCGGGGAACGUGGCUGACGGUGAGGUAGCUCCGACCUCUCCCAGCAUCUCCUCCCCGGCUGUGGCCCCCUCUCCCAGCAGCAGCGCUACUAGCUCCCCGACCACCACCGAGGGAGGCGACAGUAGCCCCGGCUCUACGCCGGACUCUGGCGGAAGCAGCAGCAGCGCUGUUAGCGGCGAUGCAAACGGCGCUUUUAGAGAGCUGUUUGAAGCCUGUCGGAACGGAGAUGUUUCCAGAGUAAAGAAGCUGGUGGAUGCAGUGAAUGUGAACGCUAAAGACAUGGCUGGACGCAAAUCUACACCCCUGCAUUUCGCUGCAGGUUUUGGUCGAAAAGAUGUGGUGGACCACCUUCUUCAGACUGGUGCAAGUGUGCACGCUCGAGACGACGGGGGGCUCAUCCCGCUGCACAACGCCUGCUCGUUUGGUCAUUCUGAGGUGGUGUCCUUGCUCCUGUGUCAAGGCGCUGACCCCAACGCAAGAGACAACUGGAACUACACGCCGCUACACGAAGCUGCCAUCAAGGGCAAGAUCGAUGUCUGCAUAGUGUUGCUGCAGCAUGGAGCUGACCCCAACAUCCGCAACACUGAUGGCAAGUCUGCCCUGGACCUGGCUGAACCGUCAGCGAAGGCUGUGCUCACAGGUGAAUACAAGAAGGAUGAGCUGCUGGAGGCUGCAAGGAGUGGAAACGAGGAGAAGCUAAUGGCCCUGCUUACGCCGCUCAACGUCAACUGUCACGCGAGUGAUGGGCGCAAGUCCACUCCUCUCCACCUGGCAGCAGGAUACAACAGGGUGAGGAUAGUUCAGUUGUUACUGCAGCAUGGAGCUGACGUCCACGCCAAGGACAAGGGUGGUCUUGUGCCUCUACAUAAUGCCUGCUCUUAUGGACACUAUGAAGUCACUGAACUGCUGCUAAAGCAUGGAGCUUGUGUAAACGCCAUGGAUCUGUGGCAGUUUACACCUCUACAUGAAGCGGCUUCCAAAAACCGAGUCGAGGUCUGCUCUCUUCUUCUGAGCCACGGAGCUGAUCCCACCCUGCUGAACUGCCACAGUAAAAGCUCUGUGGACAUGGCUCCAACUCCUGAGCUGAAGGAGAGACUCACAUAUGAGUUUAAGGGCCACUCGCUGCUUCAAGCGGCGCGAGAAGCAGACAUGACCAAAGCGAAGAAGACCCUCGCUUUGGAGAUCAUCAACUUCAAACACCCCCACACACAUGAAACGGCGCUGCAUUGUGCCGUCGCCUCACCUCACCCCAAACGGAAACAGGUCACAGAGCUGCUGUUGAGGAAAGGUGCCAACGUCAAUGAGAAGAACAAGGAUUUCAUGACACCUCUUCAUGUGGCAGCAGAGCGGGCGCAUAAUGACAUUAUGGAGGUGCUUCAGAAACAUGGUGCAAAGGUCAACGCCCUCGACACGCUGGGUCAGACGGCUUUGCACCGUGCAGCGCUCGCCGGCCACCUACAGACCUGCAGGCUGUUGUUAGGAUACGGGGCGGACGCCACGCUGGUGUCACUGCAGGGUUUCACCGCCGCUCAGAUGGGAAAUGAAGCUGUGCAGCAAAUCCUCAACGAGAACGUCCCAGUGAGAAACUCAGAUGUGGACUACAGACUUCUGGAAGCUGCCAAAGCAGGAGACCUGGAUACUGUCAAGUCGCUGUGUACUGCUCAGAAUGUGAAUUGCAGAGAUCUUGAAGGACGGCACUCCACUCCUCUCCACUUCGCUGCCGGCUACAACCGAGUGUCACUGGUGGAGUACCUGCUGCACCACGGGGCUGAUGUGCACGCCAAGGAUAAAGGCGGGCUGGUUCCCCUUCAUAACGCCUGCUCAUACGGUCACUAUGAGGUGGCCGAACUGCUGGUCCGACACGGCGCCUCUGUCAACGUGGCCGACUUGUGGAAGUUCACGCCGCUUCACGAAGCAGCAGCGAAGGGCAAAUAUGAGAUCUGCAAACUGCUAUUAAAGCAUGGAGCAGAUCCAACCAAAAAGAACCGAGACGGUAAUACGCCCCUGGAUCUGGUGAAAGACGGCGACACGGACAUCCAGGACCUGCUGAGAGGAGACGCUGCGCUGCUGGACGCUGCAAAGAAAGGCUGCCUCGCUCGGGUACAGAAGCUAUGCAGCCCGGACAACAUCAACUGUCGGGACACGCAGGGACGCAACUCCACGCCGCUGCACCUGGCAGCCGGUUAUAACAACUUGGAGGUUGCAGAGUAUCUGUUGGAGCAUGGAGCCGACGUGAACGCUCAGGACAAAGGAGGAUUGAUACCUUUGCACAAUGCAGCUUCAUAUGGGCAUGUGGACAUAGCCGCCCUGCUGAUUAAGUACAACACGUGCGUGAAUGCCACCGACAAAUGGGCUUUCACCCCCCUCCACGAAGCGGCGCAGAAAGGCCGCACCCAGCUCUGCGCCCUGCUGCUGGCUCACGGAGCUGAUCCCACCAUGAAGAACCAGGAGGGACAGACGGCGCUGGACCUUGCUACAGCGGAUGACAUUAGAGCGCUGCUGAUUGACGCCAUGCCACCAGAUGCCCUGCCGAGCUGUUUGAAACCGCAGGCCACCGUGGUGAGCGCAGGUGUGGUGAGUUCGGGUGCAACAGGAGGUGUGGUCAUCUCUCCGUCUCCAUCUCCUUCCUGCCUGUCGGCGGCGAGCAGCAUCGAUAACCUCACCGCACCUCUCGGGGAUAUCGCAGCGGCCGGUGCCACUGGCGUCGCAGACGGAGCGUCUGGCUCUGACAGGAAGGAGGGAGAAUCGCUCCUCGACAUGACCAUCAACCAGUUCUUGAAGAGCCUGGGCCUGGAACACCUCCGAGACAUCUUCCAGAGAGAGCAGAUUUCGUUGGAUGUUUUGGCAGACAUGGGCCACGAGGAGCUGAAGGAGAUCGGCAUAAAUGCUUACGGUCACAGACACAAGCUCAUUAAGGGCAUCGAGCGGCUCCUGGGAGGCCAGCAGGGUGGAAAUCCAUACCUGACGUUCCACUGCUCCAGUCAGGGCACAGUGCUGAUCGACCUGGCAACGGAUGACAAGGAGUUCCAGUCUGUGGAGGAGGAGCUGCAGAGCACGAUCAGAGAGCACCGCGACGGAGGCAACGCAGGCGGAGUCUUCAGCCGGUACAACAUCAUUAAGAUUCAAAAGGUUGUGAAUAAGAAGCUGCGAGAGAGAUACGCCCACAGGCAGAAGGAGAUAGCUGACGAGAAUCACAACCACCACAACGAGCGAAUGUUGUUUCAUGGUUCUCCUUUCAUCAAUGCAAUCAUCCAUAAGGGCUUUGACGAGCGACAUGCCUACAUUGGCGGCAUGUUCGGGGCAGGAAUCUAUUUCGCAGAGAACUCGUCCAAAAGCAACCAGUAUGUGUACGGGAUUGGUGGAGGGACGGGGUGUCCUACUCACAAAGACCGCUCCUGCUACGUGUGUCACAGGCAGAUGCUUUUCUGCCGUGUGACGCUGGGUAAGUCCUUUCUUCAGUUCAGCGCCAUGAAAAUGGCCCACGCCCCGCCUGGGCACCACUCGGUCAUAGGGCGACCCAGCGUCAAUGGGCUGGCAUACGCAGAAUAUGUUAUCUACAGAGGGGAGCAGGCUUAUCCAGAAUACUUGAUCACCUAUCAGAUUAUGAAACCAGAGAGUCUGGCUGUGCCUGCUGCCACUGCAGAGCAGAAAUCCUAAGAGACCACCGGAGCUGGAUGUGAUGAAGACCAGAACAACUUACUGAACAGACGAGAAGUCCAGAAGGGGAAAUCAGUUCAUCCUGUUGGAGCUGAGUCUGCGGUGGCUGUAUUGUAGUGUUCCCUGAAACAUGCUAAAAUGUGCUAGAAAAGCAGGUUGAGUCGGGCUUUGAGGCUCUGAUGUUCAGUCCAGAGUGAACAGACAGCAGAAAUCCAUCCUUAUCUACACUGAUUCUGAGAAGGAAAGCAGAUUGUUCAGCUGUUUAACAGCUCAGUCACAUCCAAACAGGCUUUACUGCAUUGGUACCUGUGUGCUGCUUAUCCUCACGUAUUAAUGGUUUGUUUUGAUAACAAAUCCUCCUUUUCCAUUUUAUAUCACUCACGAGAAAUUUAGCAAUAGUCAUGCUGAGGGAAAAGAAAUUCAGAGCACUUAAUCAUACAUUUCCACCCAGUCGGACAGAACAAGGCAGAUGAAGACAGCGUGAAAUGGAUCUAAGGAGAAAUAAGAGAGCGCCAUAAAAAUCUGAUACUCCAGAGCCGGAAACAAAACAAAGCCCAACGGGACACAGUCGGACCACAAUCAACUGCUUCAGACGUUUUGCUAUAGUCUGUUAAAGGGACCAGCUUUGUUUUGCACCACGCUGUUGGAAUAAAUCGGCUCAUUUCAGUAGCAGGCAGGAAACAUUAAAGCAGAAAUAUGGAUGCCAGAAGUAAAGAUAAUACAUUCAGUGGUUUAGAGAUGUAUCCAUAGCCACGGAGCUUUUCCCCAUUUUAUCUCAUUAAAACCACAACUUUCAAUGUGUUCAAUUAGGAUCCGACGUUAUAGACAGACACAAAGUCAUAAUAUUCAAGGGAAAGUAAAAUUUUUUCUUGGUACUUGUCCUAUUUGUUUACUUAUGUCUUGUAAUAAACGCAGAGGCCUUCAAACAGAAAUCCAAAAAUCACACCAAGGCUUUCCCCGAAUGGGCGACUCAUGAAGGUGUCUGUCUGCGCUGUUGGUUACAAAAUGAAUGGCACACUUUUACUUUUAUUUUGUCUCUAAAAAUAACUUACAGGGUUCUCAUGAAACACAUGCAGAAUUAUAGCUGUUAUGUAAAAAAAAAGCUCCUGGAAUGUUUUUUAUGGGUUUUAGUCCUGUAGAGUUAAUGCUUUUCAUUUAAAAUCCUGAAUAAUUUCAGAGAUUAGGAUGUUUUUGAGGUGAUGAGUGCUAAUCCAACCUAUAUUUAGUCGUUCCUCACUUUUCUCAUAAAAAAACAUAACAAAUUCCUCUUUAAAUCGCAAUAAAAUACUAAAAAAAUGCUUAGUGUUGUAAAACAUUAAAAUACCUAAUGGUGCCUAUCCAGGCAUUAACUCAUAUUUGCACAUAAACACAGACAGUUUGUUUGGCAUCAAUUAAAGACACUAUUGUGAGGAAUGGAAAAACAUUUCUGUUUAUUUGCUUUAACACUGGCAAUGCAUUUGAGUUGCAGCCUCCUUCACAUAUGUGCUUAUACUUUAAAGAGUAACACUACACCCAGUGUGUGAUGUCAGAUACCAAAAGUCCAGAGGGUAAAUCUUUAAUUGAAAAUAAAAAAAAAUAAAUUUGUUUUUUUGGGCUGUUUGGGACGUAUAAUGAUAAGUAAUUGAAUGUACGGGAUUUAAAAGUUGAAGACAAAAGGUGCCUCUCCUUAGUUACACAUCUACAUUCACAUGUGAAGCUAGUUUCUUUAAAAAAAUAAAUAAAUAAAUACUGUAUCAUGUAA
This is a messenger RNA of Cyprinodon tularosa, 5589 nucleotides long. RefSeq names its product poly [ADP-ribose] polymerase tankyrase-1. The transcript has 29 exons. The record is from RefSeq and is a predicted model, not a curated record. Lineage: Eukaryota; Metazoa; Chordata; Actinopteri; Cyprinodontiformes; Cyprinodontidae. Gene Ontology annotation, molecular function: NAD+ poly-ADP-ribosyltransferase activity; protein binding. The coding region runs from base 42 to 3848 and encodes 1268 amino acids.